Messenger RNA from Anoplophora glabripennis (Asian longhorned beetle), 2389 nucleotides. RefSeq names its product peroxisome assembly factor 2. Gene Ontology annotation, cellular component: peroxisomal membrane; cytosol. The coding region runs from base 1 to 2277 and encodes 758 amino acids. Gene Ontology annotation, biological process: protein import into peroxisome matrix. Gene Ontology annotation, molecular function: ATP binding; ATP hydrolysis activity. The transcript has 9 exons. The record is from RefSeq and is a predicted model, not a curated record. NCBI's taxonomy places the organism in Eukaryota, Metazoa, Arthropoda, Insecta, Coleoptera, Cerambycidae.
AUGAAAAGGAGAUCAACGUAUAUUCUACAAUCAAAACCGAAUAAAUACAUUUUAGAUUGCCUAAGUUGCGAACCAGAUAGCUUCAAUGACGUUAAUAACACAGUUAUUGUUCAUGAACAAAAUUUGUAUAAAACGGAUAGGAUAUUAAGAUUAUUUUGUGCGGAGAAACGGAAGUAUAGAGUUAUACGAGUAUUACCUUCAUCGUCAUGUCAAAAAGAUGAGCUUAUUUGUUCAGAGACGUGUUACUACAAUUUAAUAAAUUCUGGGUAUGACACCGAAUUAAGACUGUUAAGUUUUAAUGAAGGUUUGGUGAAGUUUGCUGAGGAGAUAGACGUCUCUCUAAUAAGUAGCCCUCACGACAUAAGCAAUGCUGCAAUCGACACCAUUUUAGAAAAGUAUUUUAAAACUCCCAAAUUGUUAAAUAAGGCCGACAUAUUGGAAAUUAACGUUAAGUACUUCGCCCAGGAACUAUUUUAUGUGAACAACAAAAUGAACCACGUGGAAAGUGUAUAUUUCAAGUGCAACAAAAUACUUUUUCAAAAUUGCGAGGUGGGGGCGGGUUAUUUCUGUGCUAUCGGUGAAACCGCCAUUAGACAGUCGGCAAAUGUGCAAAGUUUUAUACCACCAACGCGUACUACGAGUGUAAAAAAUAACUGUGACGGCUUCCAGGAUGUACCCUUGUGCCCUUACGGGUUGCAGAGCUAUUUGGAGAGUAUCCAGAAGGCCGUGAGGCCUUUUCUUAAAAAAAGUAAGCUUAGCUUAUAUCCGUCAUUUCUCCUGCAAGGCGAAAGAGGAUGCGGCAAAGAAAUUUUAGUAUCCUCGCUCGCGCGUCAAAUGGGCAUGCACUUUUAUAAAAUCGACAAUUCCGAUUUAGCGGCCAACAUUUACGCCCAAAACGAGACGAGGAUCCGAAAUGCGUUUUUCAAUGCUAAAAUGGCAGCGCCUUGCGUAAUAUCCAUCCACAAUUUCGAGAAUUUUGGAAAAAACAAUGAGGGCGAGUACGACGACCGAAUAAUGGACUUUUUUGCCAAGGAAUUAAACACUUUAUUCCAAAACAAUCCUUUCCCGGUCGUCCUAUUCGGUUGUAGCAAUUCUAAGACCAUUCCCGCAGACCUCAAGAAGCUCUUCUUGGAGACCUUCGAAAUCGACACUCCGGACGCUGCGCAAAGAGAAGAAAACUUAAGGUGGAUCUUGGGUGCCAAAACCAGUGCAGAUUUAAGCGAGGUCGCCAAUAAGACUCACGGGUUUUUCUUUGAGGAUUUGAAAGCCCUCGUAUACUACGCGGAAUCGAAUAAAAAAUCAGAAAACAACGAAAACAAUCGUUUAGUUACUGACGAACAUUUCGCUUUGGCAAUAGAUUACAUGCAGGGGAACUACAAUGAAAGCAUAGGAGCGCCCAGAGUGCCCAAAGUCCAAUGGGCGGAUGUAGGAGGCUUGAGCGACGUAAAGGAAGAAAUUAUCAAAACGAUCAACCUACCCCUGAAACAUCCACAGCUGUUGGAAAAUUCCGGCUUAAAAAGAUCCGGUAUCUUGUUGUUUGGGCCACCGGGUACGGGAAAAACUUUGAUCGCCAAGGCUGUGGCGACGGAAUGCAGCCUUUGUUUUCUCUCCGUGAAAGGUCCCGAAUUGUUGAACAUGUACGUGGGCCAGUCGGAGCAAAACGUGCGGGACGUGUUCGAGAGAGCCCGCCAGGCCUCCCCCUGCAUCAUAUUCUUCGACGAACUGGACUCCCUGGCCCCCAACAGGGGCAUGUCCGGUGACUCAGGCGGUGUGAUGGACAGGGUGGUGUCGCAACUCCUAGCCGAGAUGGAUGGAUUGAAUGACUCAGCUACAGUUUUCGUCAUAGGAGCCACGAAUCGUCCGGAUUUGAUAGAUCCGGCCCUGCUGCGCCCGGGCAGGUUCGACAAGCUCCUCUACGUCGGGCCUUGUACUGACGAGGCCUCCAAAAUUUCAGUACUGAAAGCGUUGACUAGAAAGUUUACACUCGAAGAAAACGUCGAUCUGACGGAGGUAGUUCGAAUAUGCCCCCCGAAUAUCACAGGGGCGGACUUCUACGGCAUUUGCUCCGUUGCUUGGUCGUCGGCCGUCAGGAGGUUGAUAGAGAGCGUUGAAAGAGGUGAUGUAGAAGCGGAAAGUCUGUCACAGGCCGACGUCGCGGUUGGUUUUGAAGAUUUCAAUAAUGCCGUCGUUAAUACCAAACCUUCAGUUGGUGCCGAGGAUUUGGUGUAUUUCGAACAAUUAAAAAACGAACUGAGCCCUCGAGGCUCGAGGUACUAACAAGUUUGCGUGUAUCUUUUGUCGUGAUUUAUUCUUUCGAUAUCGAAGUCAUAUUUAAAUAUAUGUAGAAAGCUUUGAAGUGAUUAAAAAAACACAGAUUUUAUCGUUUAAA